AUGUCAGCACACGCCAACGGAAAGACCCCUACCCAGCCUUUCAGCCAGUCCCCCUUUCGUACCCGUAGCGACCUCCAAGAUGGCUGCAAGGCGCUCCUCGAUCCUCUCGUACCCCGCUUCACCCUCGGAGGCAGUCGCGUAAAGAUCGGAUCAUCGACCACGAGGUUUGACGAAGGAGGCGCACAAAUCGAGGGCUUUGCCCGCCCAUUAUGGGGUCUAGCUGCGCUACUCGGAGGCAAUGGCGACUAUGCGGCGGCCUCGCGCUGGCGCGAUGGCUUCAUACAAGGCACAGACCCCGAGGGCCCGGAGUACUGGGGGGAUAUCGAGGACUUGGACCAGCGGAUGGUGGAGAUGUGUCCAGUUGGCUUUGCGUUGGCGGUUGCGCCGCACGUAUUCUGGGAUCCAUUGACGGAUAAGCAGAAGGCGAACGUCGCGAAGUGGCUAGCAAGCAUCAAUGAGCGGGAGAUGCCGAAUACAAACUGGCUGUGGUUCCGAGUCUUUGCGAAUCUGGGCCUGCGCAAGAACGGGGCUCCGUAUUCGCUUUCUCGCAUUGAAGCUGAUAUGGAUCACUUGGAUACCUUUCAUGUCGGUGGAGGAUGGAGCAACGACGGACCCAAGAGUCACCACCAGAUGGACUACUACUCGGGCUCCUUCGCAAUCCAGUUCCUGCAGCUGCUCUAUUCCAAGCUAGCCGCGGACUUCGACGAGCCCCGUGCAGCGCGAUACCGCGAACGCGCGAAAGAGUUCGCGCUCGAUUUCGUAUACUACUUUGAUCCCGAUGGACGGUCGAUCCCUUUUGGGCGCUCAAUGACAUACCGAUUCGCCAUGGUUGGAUUCUGGGGUGCACUCGCUUUUGCGGGCGUCACCCCGCCUCUGCCACUGACUUGGGGUAUGGUGAAGGGGCUGUUGCUCCGGCAUUUCCGGUGGUGGGCGACGCAGGAGGAUAUCUUCAACACCGACGGGACCUUGAACCUGGGAUACUCCUAUGCGAACAUGUAUCUGACGGAGAACUACAACUCGCCGGGCUCGCCGUACUGGUGCUGUCUGGCUUUUGUCCCCCUUGCUCUGCCUGAUACGCAUCCCUUCUGGGCGGCGCAGGAGGAGCCCUACCCGUCGCUCUCGGCGGUGGCAGCUCUCAAGUACCCGAAGCACAUCAUCGUGCAUCGGGGCGGCCAUACCUUUCUCCUCUCAUCGGGACAGGCUUGCCACUACCCUGUCCGAGCGAUUCAAGCCAAGUACGGAAAGUUCGCAUACAGCGCCUCGUUCGGAUACUCCGUGCCAACCGGGGGAUACCAGUUGGAGCAACAUGCGCCAGAUAGCAUGCUGGCGCUUUCCGAGGACGGCGGCGACAUCUGGCAGACGCGGAGGGUCGUGGAAAAUGCACGCAUCGAGUACCGCGAGAACGCGCCCGUGCUAAUCUCCGACUGGCGUCCUUGGUCUGAUGUCCAGGUCGAGACUUUCCUGAUUCCCCCUGUCGACGGGAGCGAGAACUGGCAUAUUCGUGCGCACCGUGUCCGAACAGGUCGGGACCUCCAGACGUCAGAAGGGGCAUUUGCGAUCUACGGGUGCCAGAUUGGGAACGGCCGUAUCCUUCAACCCUUUACGGGUCCCAUCAGCCCGUCAUCCGAGGGGACUGCGACUGAGUCCCAAAGCGCGCUUACUGUAUCCUCAGCAGGCGCUGUAGGCAUUGUGGAGCUACAGCCUACUACAGACCGCGCAGGGAGGGUCGUCCUAGCAGACCCGAACUCGAACCUGAUCCACGGUCGUACUUUACUGCCGUCUUUGAGUGCCGGUCUAAAAUCAGGGCAGGAGGUUUGGCUCGUGAGUGCGGUGUUCGCGUUGCCGGCGCAUGGGAAUGGCGAGAAUUGGAGAGAAAUCUGGAUUGACAAGUGGAACAAGCCACCGACUAUCCCGGCGUGGUUGAAAAAACUAGUGGAGGCUUGA
This is a messenger RNA of Aspergillus mulundensis, 1944 nucleotides long. RefSeq names its product glycoside hydrolase family 154 protein. NCBI's taxonomy places the organism in Eukaryota, Fungi, Ascomycota, Eurotiomycetes, Eurotiales, Aspergillaceae. The transcript has 2 exons. The coding region runs from base 1 to 1944 and encodes 647 amino acids. The record is from RefSeq and is a predicted model, not a curated record.